This is a messenger RNA of Neoarthrinium moseri, 1767 nucleotides long. RefSeq lists its product as uncharacterized. The transcript is spliced from 4 exons. Lineage: Eukaryota; Fungi; Ascomycota; Sordariomycetes; Amphisphaeriales; Apiosporaceae. The record is from RefSeq and is a predicted model, not a curated record. Gene Ontology annotation, molecular function: nucleic acid binding; ATP binding; RNA helicase activity. Gene Ontology annotation, cellular component: nucleolus. Bases 1 to 1767 code for a protein of 588 amino acids. Gene Ontology annotation, biological process: maturation of LSU-rRNA from tricistronic rRNA transcript (SSU-rRNA, 5.8S rRNA, LSU-rRNA).
AUGGGCUCGACCACGCACACCAAGAAGAGAAAGCUGAGCGACGCCAAUGCCGUCAAGGCCCCGAGCAAGGCUACCAAACCCGUCGCCGCUGCGCCUGCCCCGAAAGCCAAGAAGGUGAAGCGCGCAGAGCCAGAGGUUCCCGCAGAGCCCUCGAGCGACGACGACGACGACGUGGAGGACGAGGAGGAUGUCGAGUCCGCAUCUGAGGAUGACCAGGAGGAGGAGGAAGACGACGAUGAGGCUGAGGCCAAGUCUGGAGGCGACGCAGACCAGGAGGCCGGCCAGGAUCUCCCCGACGCCGGCAACCUGACGCUACCGCCGACCGCCGACUCCAACGCCAGCAAGUUCGAUGAGCUGAACCUCUCCGAGCGAACCAACAAGGCCAUCGAGGAGAUGGGUUUCAAGACCAUGACCGAGAUCCAGCGCCGAGGCAUCCCUCCGCUGCUGGCAGGCAAGGACGUGCUGGGCGCCGCCAAGACUGGUUCCGGCAAGACGUUGGCUUUCCUCAUCCCGGCAGUUGAGAUGCUCAACUCCCUCCGUUUCAAGCCUCGCAACGGUACCGGAGUCAUCAUUGUCUCGCCCACUCGCGAGCUUGCCCUGCAGAUUUUUGGCGUCGCACGCGAGCUGAUGGCCCACCACUCGCAAACAUACGGCAUCGUCAUUGGUGGUGCCAACAGAAAGGCCGAGGCUGAGAAGCUGAGCAAGGGUGUCAAUCUGCUGGUGGCAACGCCUGGACGUUUGUUGGAUCACUUGCAGAACACCCCCUUUGUGUUCAAGAACCUGAAAUCCCUGAUCAUCGAUGAGGCCGACAGAAUCCUGGAAAUUGGUUUCGAGGAUGAGAUGAAGCAAAUCAUCAAGAUAUUGCCCAAGGAAGACCGCCAGACGAUGCUUUUCAGCGCCACACAAACCACAAAGGUCGAGGACUUGGCCCGUAUUUCGCUGCGCCCUGGCCCUCUCUACAUUAACGUCGACGAGGAGAAGCAGUUCUCCACGGCCGAGGGUCUUGAGCAGGGAUACGUGCUCUGUGAGCCCGACAAGCGAUUCCUGCUUCUCUUCAGCUUCCUCAAGAGGAACACCAAGAAGAAGAUCAUUGUGUUCUUCAGCAGUUGUGCUUGUGUCAAGUACCACUCGGAGCUGCUCAACUACAUUGACCUCCCGGUCCUCGAUCUCCAUGGAAAACAGAAGCAGCAGAAGCGAACCAACACAUUCUUCGAGUUCUCAAACGCGAAACAGGGCACCCUUCUGUGCACGGACGUCGCAGCUCGUGGGCUCGAUAUCCCCGCCGUGGACUGGAUCGUGCAGUUCGAUCCCCCGGAUGACCCGCGAGACUACAUUCACAGAGUCGGUCGUACCGCCCGUGCCAGUUCGAAGGGCAGGUCUUUGAUGUUCCUGCAGCCCAGUGAGGCUUCUUUCCUAGGCCACCUGAAGAAUGCCCGAGUACCUGUCUCCGAGUUUGAAUUCCCAUCCAAUAAGAUCAUCAACAUCCAGAGUCAGCUAGAGAAGCUUAUUUCGCAAAAUUACUACCUUCACCAGUCCGCCAAGGAUGGAUUCAAGUCCUACAUUCACGCGUAUGCCAGCCACAGUCUGAGAUCAGUCUUUGAUGUGAGCAAGUUGGAUUUGAAGAAGGUCGCCAAGAGCUUUGGUUUCACUGCCCCGCCUCGGGUGGAUAUUCAGUUGGGUGCCAGUAUGAGCAGGGACAACAAGGUGCAAGGACGGAGAUCGUAUGGCCAGCAGCCUCGACAGGGAGGCAGUUUCAAGAAGAGGUAG